Messenger RNA from Zingiber officinale, 965 nucleotides. RefSeq names its product DENN domain and WD repeat-containing protein SCD1-like. Gene Ontology annotation, cellular component: cytoplasmic vesicle. The transcript has 5 exons. Gene Ontology annotation, biological process: regulation of Rab protein signal transduction. The coding region runs from base 206 to 937 and encodes 243 amino acids. The record is from RefSeq and is a predicted model, not a curated record. NCBI's taxonomy places the organism in Eukaryota, Viridiplantae, Streptophyta, Magnoliopsida, Zingiberales, Zingiberaceae.
AAAAGCCAUCCAUUGACAAGGAAAAUCGCACUCUCGAGCAAAUCUGUUGCUCUUUUCCGUCUACUCCGAAACCGAGAUCUAGCGACGUUGGCGGAUCAAUCUCCAACAGGAACUGCUCAGCAUUGAGAUCGGAUAGAAGAAUCGCAGGCUAAGCGGUGGGAUGCUAUAGCGAUAGGAUAUUCGUUGUCAUCCUCGGCCGGAUCUGAUGGCGGCAUCUUCUCCGGCGAAGAUCUUCGAAUACUUCGUGGUGUGCGGGAUCGGGCCGGAGAUCGCGACCCUGGAGGGGAACAAGGGGUUCCAGGGAAUGGAGGUCAUGUACAUGCCUUCCCUCCUCGACCAGUACCCUCCUUCCAACCAGUCUCUCUAUCCUCCCCCUCCGCCGCAGCUGCCGACCUGUGUUCUACCUGCAGGGGUGGAGUUCUAUACUUCAGGGUUUAACUCUGAUGAUGUUGCAACUUAUCCUCGGAGUUAUCCAAUUGUUUUAACAGAGGGGGAUGGGUCCAAAAUUUAUGUUGCAUGCAUUGCAUUCCGUGAUCUGGUCUGCGAUGAUAUUAUUGAAGCAUAUAAGAUACCUGCAAAUUCAUUUGCCGACAAAUGCAUAUGUCUUGUAUCUCGCUCUCCCAGUUUUCAGGUUCUCAAGGAUGCAUUGGAGGAGCUGUUCAUUCUCUGCUUUUCUCCUGCUGGCUGCAGCAAGCCAUUAUGGGAUGUAAUAGCUGAUAUGGUAUCUAAUGUUCCUUUACCUACACCGGGAAAAGAUCGAGUUUUAUUUGCUAUUGAAAAUUGUCUUCUUUGUGCGGAAACACCACCAAAGGAAGGGCUUCCUCAUGCAGAUAUUUCAUUUCAACCCUUGGUACAGUGCCUUGAUGUGGAUAACCUGAUUCAAUUUUUUACCGCUGUGCUUCUUGAAAGAAGAAUAUUACUCCGAGCAAAUAAGUAAUAAUCAUACUUGGUUUUCCUUACUAUGU